Molecule: messenger RNA, 4257 nt
Organism: Mytilus trossulus (common blue mussel)
Lineage: Eukaryota; Metazoa; Mollusca; Bivalvia; Mytilida; Mytilidae
Exons: 18
Coding region: 1-3933 (1310 amino acids)
Biological process (GO): regulation of apoptotic process; signal transduction
Molecular function (GO): protein binding
Source: RefSeq, a predicted model, not a curated record
AUGGGUAACCUGGAAGGAGGGACACCAUUAAUGUUGGCCGCUGUGGGAGGACACCUGGAGGUAGUGACCUACCUGGUCAGUCACGGCAGUCUGUUAGAGGCCAGAGACACCUUGGAUGGAAGGACACCAUUAAUAUGGGCGGCCUGGGGAGGACACCUGGAGGUGGUGAGUUACCUGGUCAGUCACGGCAGUCAGUUAGAGGCCACAUCCACCAGGGAUGGAUGGACACCAUUAAUGUUGGCCGCUAUGGGAGGACACCUGGAGGUAGUGACGUACCUGGUCAGUCACGGCAGUCAGUUAGAGGCUUCAGACGUGGAUGGAGAAACAGCUUUACAUUGUGCUGCUGGGAAUGGACAUAUUGAUGUUACAAAAUUGUUAUUAGAUCAAGGAUGCAGUCCUUGGGUGAAAACAGAAAAGGGUAAGACUCCUUAUGAUAUGGUAACAAUGGAAAGCUAUGAUUCUGAUGAGAAAAAAAGGAAGAAGAAAGAAGUGAUGGACUUCCUAAAGACUGCCAUGUCAAAGACAUCCCCAGAAUUGACUCCUGACAACCAAUCGCAGGAACCUGCAGCACCAGUAGUUGGAGAUCCCAUCGGAAAAGGGCAACAGUCUGCCAUGUUAAAUCGUUUAUUAGGCAAGGGCAGCUAUGAAUCAUUUGAUAUGAGAUGCAUGGUAACCGGCCAGUUUUCCGUUGGGAAGUCUACUCUUGUGAAGCUGUUAGCUGGUGAUAUUGUACUAGAUGGUCGACAGCCGACUGACGGCAUUUCUCUCGUAGAAGGUCGCUGUGGCCUCGACAUUGAGACGAAAGAGUGGAUUCUAAUUGAUCCAGACUCUUAUAACGCCCUGGAUGUUGUGUACAACAAAGUGUUAAUGACCUCUCUCAAAGAAGAGGAGAGUGAACCCACUGAAAAGUUUAAUCAGGCUUCAGAUGCAAGUCCAACUGGUUAUGCCAAAGCCACACUGUCCUCUAUGCCCUCAGAAAAGUCGACAGCAGCACAAUCUCUACCACCUGCGAAAUCCUCCAAUGUGCCUCUCACGGUAAAACAGAUGGGAAAGAAAAUGAGAACAAGAAUGACUAAAGAGGAAAUAAAAAAGAAAAUGGAAAAAGUCCUCAAAAGUGGGAAGUAUAAGAUGAAAGUUGGGCGUCUUAUCUUCUGGGAUUUCGGUGGACAAUAUGUUUAUCUAACAACACACCAGACCUUCAUGACGUUCCGGGCAUUGUUUCUUGUAGUAUUUGAUGGGAGCAAAGAUUUGCAUGAACAGGUCCCUGAUGUGAUGUGUUUUCCAGGGCAGCACAUGACGCCAACGCCAGCAGUAUUCUUGCAAUAUUGGGUCAAUUCCAUACUGACCUAUUGUAAGGUUGUAUAUGCAGGCAUUCCAAAGAUCUUGUUUGUUGCCACUCACAAAGAUAAAGUAUUACCGGAGAAUGUUGAAACAAGACGUGAAGAGCUUUAUAGUGGAAUUGAGGAGUUGUUUAAAGACCACGAGGGACAACAUCAUCUGGUCCUUAGACCUCUAAUAUUUGUCAAUGCAAAAAAUCAAGAUGACCCAGAAAUAGAAGUUCUGAAGAAAAAAAUUACAGAACUUACAUUCAACCACCCAUGUUGGGGUGAAAGAAUGCCCAAUGCUUGUGUUCCACUAGAGCUCGAGAUCGCCGAAUUAGUGGCAGAGGGAAAACAAAUUAUGUCAUUGGCUGAAGUUAAAGAAUUAAAUGCCAUCAGCGAGGUGUCUGUCCUGUCUGCUGGACAGCUGACUGAUUUCCUACAUUUUCAGCAUUCUGUAGGGAAGAUUGUUUAUUUUGAUACUCCACAACUGAGAGAUAAUGUUAUCAUCAGUCCCCUUCUUAUGGUGGAAGUUAUGAGAUCUUUCAUUACAGAUGUUGAAUUCUGGCCAAAAGAAGGUAAAACAAGAAAAACCUUCAAAAAGAUGUCAAAAAAUGGAAUGAUACAAAAAGAAGACCUCUACCAGAUUUGGGAACAAAAAGAAUUUUGUCAGAUUUUACCAUUUAAAGAGUUUGUAUUUGAUAUGCUGAUACAUCUUGAUAUCGUAUCUGAACAGCGUAGAUAUGAUACAAAAACAGGAAGUCGGCUACCAGUAGAACACUUCUUUGUACCAUGUAUGCUUACCCAAAGAAAUGAUACAGAUUUCUUGACAAAAGAAUGUACACCAGAGAGGACACUUAGUUUGGCCUUUGUUUUCAAAGGAACCAUCAUACCUCCAGCCUUACCAAACCGUCUUAUAUGCGCAUGUCUCAGUAUGUGGACAUUAAAACAAUACCGUGGAAGGAAACUUAUGUUUUCUGGGUUUGUUGGGUUAUCAUUUGAUAAAGAGCAUGAUAUCGUUAUCUGUGUAGAAGGUAACUCGAUCUUACUGUACCUAGUCCACAAGCGCUCCAAGGGGCUGAUAAUACCUGAUAUAGCCAGCAGUGUCCGGGAUUGUUUGUUUGUUACUUUAGAGAGAAUCUCCGAAUUUUAUCAGUCCUCCAUCCAUUGUAAAGCCAGCAGCAAGUCACCCUUCCACACCGAGUAUUCCUGCUCGAAACUAAACUGUUUCACAUCAGAACACAAGAUGGUUUCAGAAGCUGCAGAAUGUUUUUGUGAACACGGUGAAAACAUUAAAACUAACUGGAGUAUUUGGAACAAGCAAAGGGAACAAAAGCAGUGUGAUGCUAAUUGUCCAGGUUUGAGUGAAGAUGCAUUAUCUCAGAUUCCAAGUGACAAAGAAUUGUUCCGGCUGUCUGUUUAUUGUGAGACACGCAUGCUACACGAUUUGGCUCUCCAUCUUGAAAUGGAAGAAAUGGUAUGGAAUGACAUGGAAGACAAUUACCAAGGAAACAUACAGAUUGUCAAAUUUAUGACACUUAUGCAUUUAAAAGAGAAUAAUGAAAUCAGUUUUGGAGACUUAGACAAUGGAUUGAGGGAAAUGGAAAUAACAACACAUAAACUAUGUGUGGUAAGGCGGAUAAAACAAGUUAAAUCUAGUAUUCCUGACGAUAUUCUGGACUGUAUUCCAUCAGAUGAAAUUUUAGAUAGAUUAGCACCGCUGAUUGGCAAGAUGUUCUAUCAACUAGGAAUAGAACUUGGACUGUCUGUAGAAGAUAUAGAGAGCAUUAAAGAGAAAUAUGAUCGUGAUUUGACAGCACAGAAUAAGGAAGUGUUGUUUACAUGGAGGAAAGACAGAACCGUGAAACCUACAAUACGUGUUCUUGAGCAAGCUUUUGUUAAUAUUGGUAAAGGAGCAAGGUGUUUAAAGGAGGUUGUAAAGGAUGUUGAUCCCAAUACACUUACAGCAGUAGAAAUGGUUACAGAUAUAAUCAGGGAAAACAAAAACAGAAUCAUACAAGAUAUACAAAUCUGCCAAAUUUUAGACCAUAUGAUGACACAUUUGGUGAUCUCAGCAGACGACAGACUUGAUAUUGAACAUCAUCCUCGACAUGAUGACCAGAACAAAGCAUUGCUGGAUAUUGUGAUUAAAAGGAGAGAACCUGCUUACAGUGUGUUUGUUGAUGGAUUACGUAAUUAUGGAUACGAAGAUAUCGCUGAUAAUUUGCAAUGUGCUACACAUGAUAUCAGUCCAACAUUAGUGUCUGCUGAAAAUGAAGGUUUAUCAGUUUGGAAUGUUCCAUUGUAUAAAGUUCGUCUACAAAAAAAUUACCUCAAGGUUAUCUCUGAUAUUCAACAUGAGAGCAUAGUAGAUCAUCUUAUAUCAAGAGAGGUGGUGUCAGUUGAUGAUGGGAAGAAGAUAGAAUCUGGUAAAACCCCACUGGAAAAGAACAGGAUUUUGAUGGACAUGCUUUUGCGUAAAAAUGAACAGGGAUUUAAUGAAUUUCUCAAAGCCUUGCGAAAAGACUCAAUUUAUGCAGACCUAGCAGAUCAAAUAGAGAAGACAGAAAUUACUAGCACAGAUAUGGCAACUCUUCAUAAAUGCUCAAAAUAAAAUAAAUGCAGUUUCUUUGAGAAAGAAAACUUUGCACAAUUAAGUAAAGACAGCUAACACUAGUAAACAUUUACUAUAGGAGAAAGUAUAAUCGAUCUAAUGAUCAAGGAUUUAUUCACCAUCUAUCAUACUAGUGAUAAACAUAUUUAUAUUAAACAUACGUCAUAUAUGAGUGUCAUACAUGGCAUGACAGAUACUAACAUGUGUACUCACACCUUUUUACGAUUGUUUAAUCCUAAAUUUCACUACACAUUUCCAAUUGACAUGGCUAAGUAGUUACUGUCAUUGCUUUAUUGUGCUAUGGUUAUGUGUUGUAUACUUGUC